AUGUUCGUGUCUGCCAGCACGAAUGAUCCAAACGUUCAGCGCCCCCCUGCUGUGGCCAACGGACAGGCCUCAACCCAGCCAUCCUCAACAACGAACAAACUCCAAGAAAUCCAGAAAUCUCCAGAUCGUGAACCUACUUUCAAGGACUACGUCAGAGUCUUUUCUUACGCCUCAAAAUGGGACAUUGUCGUUUACAUCGUUGUCGUCUUCACCUCCAUUGGUGCUGGAACAGCUUUGCCUCUUAUGAAUGUCAUCUUUGGCCAGCUCGUUGGCCAGUUUGUCGGAUACUUCCAGGAACCUCCUACCGUGUCAAGGUCCGAUUUCGAACGCCUUCUGGGUAGACAAUCGUUGUACAUUCUAGGUCUUUUCCUUGGUCGAUUCUGCCUAAGCUACGUCAAUAAGUUCUCCUUCCGCAUGAUGGGCGUCCGGCUAUCCUCCGCUAUUCGACUCCACUACCUCCAGUGCCUCUUCCGCCAGUCCAUCCACGUCAUCGACUCUAUGCCACCCGGUGCCGCCGCCAACACUGUCACCACUACGGCAAAUACCCUACAGAUUGGCCUCUCCGAGAAGCUCGGCGUCUUCUUCGAAUAUAAUGGUACCGUUUGGACCGCCAUUAUUAUCGCUUUUACAUGGAGCUGGGACCUGACUCUGGUUACAUUUUCUCUCGUUGUCUUCCUGUUGGUCGUCACGGGGGUCUUGUUUCCCUUUGCCAUCAAAGGUCUGGUAGGCGCCAUCAAGGCCGAGGCCGAGGCUAACGCAGUAGCCAGCGAGGCCUUCAGUGGAAUUCGAAUGCUUGCUGCGUGUGGUGCCGAGAACCGCAUUGUUGCUCGAUACACGUAUUGGGUGAAAGAGGCGAGGCGACAGAAUCAAACUAUGGCUCCAUUCUUGGCUCUCCAGCUGGGGUUUCUGUUUGUCGGACUUUACGGAACCUUUGGUCUUGCCUUCUGGUACGGCACGAAGCGCAUCAUCUCGGGCGCCAUCCAAGACCCAGGUGUCAUUGUUGUCGUUCUCACAUCAGUUAUGAUGGUCGUCAUCUCCCUUGAGCGUAUUUCGACACCACUCAUCGCCGUCGCCAAAGCCACGGUCGCCGCUUGCGAGUUCCUGACCGUUAUCGACGCUCCUCAGCCGGCAACCGGAACAAUCAAAGGCCCAGAUACCAUAGCGACGGGGGAUAUCGUCCUCAACGACGUCGUGUUUGCCUACCCCAGCCGACCUCAUGUCAAGGUACUGGAUGGCCUAAACCUACGCAUCGAGGCAGGGAUGAAGACAGCGAUUGUAGGCCCCUCUGGGUCUGGAAAGAGCACAAUUGUCGGUCUCAUUUUGGGAUGGUACAGUCUCCGCGAGCAAUAUGCCAUUCCCAAGACAGUCAAAAAAGACAUGAUGAAGGCGGGCCCGAAAAAAGGAGAAGAAAAGAGCGGUGCUGUCGACAGAUCAGUUGAUGGCGAUGCUGGUGUUAUCGCAAAAGAGGCAGAACCCCCAGUCCAACUGUCGGGAUCCAUUUCAGCGAGUUGCGUUGCCUUGGACGAUAUUGAGCUCAAGUGGUGGCGAAGCCAGAUCAGCCUCGUUCAGCAGGAUCCAUUUCUGUUCAACGACACAAUCUUCCACAACGUUGCUCAUGGGUUGAUUGGCUCACCCUGGGAGAACGAUCCAGAGGAGAGGAAGAGGGAGCUGGUGAGGGAGGCAUGCCAGGAGUCGUUUGCCGACGAGUUUAUCGACCGUCUCCCAAAGGGCUACGACACCGAAGUCGGCGACGGCGGCAUCAAACUUUCCGGAGGUCAGCGUCAACGUAUCGCCAUUGCUAGGAGCAUUAUCAGAAGACCCAAGAUUCUGAUUCUAGACGAGGCCACUAGCGCUAUCGAUGUCAAAGGCGAGAAGAUCGUGCAGGCUGCACUCGAUAGGGUUGCUCAGAACAGGACCACCAUCACAAUCGCCCACCGUCUCUCGACAAUCAAAAACGCCGACCGGAUCAUUGUUCUAAAAGAAGGCAGGGUUGCAGAAACAGGCACCCAUCAGAGCCUUCUAGAGAACGAAUCGGGUGUUUACUAUGGACUGGUCUACUCUCAACAGAUGUCUCUCGGCACUCCAGCACAAGCGAGCACAGAAGAGAGCGAAGAAGAUCUUGAUGCUGUACCCACGAGGAAAACGAACACUGCCCAGUUUGAAACAGAUGUAUCUCGCCAAGAGCCUCGAGUUGGUAAUCGCAACCUGUUCAAUAGCUUUGGCAGGCUUCUCAAGGAGCAACGAGCAGAAUGGCCUUUCUACGCAGCCACCUUUUUGGCUGCUAUGGGUGCUGCGGCGGGCACGCCUCUCCAGGCAUGGCUGUUCGGGAAGGUCCUUGGUGUCUUCUCGCUUCAAGGAGACGAGCUGCGACACGAGAGUGAGUUCUGGUCAAUGAUGUGGCUCGUCCUUGCAAUUGGCGUUGGGAUGAGCUACUUCUGUCAGGCGUACAUCUCCAUUUACGUCUCUUGUCGCAUCGGCGCCAUCUACAAAGAGCAGUAUUUCAGAGCCAUUUUGUUCCAGAAAACGUGCUUUUUCGACCAAGAAGAAAACUCUCAGGGUGCAUUGAGCUCUCGUAUAUCAAGCGAUCCUAAGCUGCUCGAGGAACUUGUGGGUCUCAACGGGCCUUCUUCUUGA
This is a messenger RNA of Colletotrichum spaethianum, 2634 nucleotides long. Its product is annotated as ABC transporter BEA3. Gene Ontology annotation, cellular component: membrane. Bases 1 to 2634 code for a protein of 877 amino acids. Gene Ontology annotation, biological process: transmembrane transport. NCBI's taxonomy places the organism in Eukaryota, Fungi, Ascomycota, Sordariomycetes, Glomerellales, Glomerellaceae. Gene Ontology annotation, molecular function: ABC-type transporter activity; ATP hydrolysis activity; ATP binding. The transcript has 3 exons. The record is from RefSeq and is a predicted model, not a curated record.